Molecule: messenger RNA, 2314 nt
Organism: Zonotrichia leucophrys gambelii
Lineage: Eukaryota; Metazoa; Chordata; Aves; Passeriformes; Passerellidae
Gene: CSK
Product: C-terminal Src kinase
Exons: 13
Coding region: 193-1545 (450 amino acids)
Biological process (GO): adherens junction organization; protein phosphorylation; regulation of Fc receptor mediated stimulatory signaling pathway
Molecular function (GO): ATP binding; non-membrane spanning protein tyrosine kinase activity; protein binding
Source: RefSeq, a predicted model, not a curated record
CGGCGGCGGCUCCGGCUUCCCCCGCCCCUUCCGCCCCCCCGCGCCCCCCCGCCGGCCCAGGCGAGCCCGGAGGCCCCGGCGGCGCCGCAUGGAGCAGCCGGCGGCGGGCUGAGCCCCUGCCCGCACGGAGGUCUCAUGGUACCAAGUGAGGUGUCCCCCCUGUGAGAGUCGCUCCCCCAACCUCCUGAGAAGAUGUCAGGGAUGCAGGCCGUGUGGCCAUCUGGUACAGAAUGUAUCGCCAAGUACAACUUCCACGGUACCGCCGAGCAGGACCUGCCCUUCAGCAAAGGAGACGUCCUCACCAUCGUGGCUGUCACCAAGGAUCCCAACUGGUACAAGGCGAAGAACAAGGUGGGCAGGGAGGGCAUCAUCCCUGCUAACUACGUGCAGAAGCGGGAAGGGGUCAAAGCUGGCAUCAAGCUCAGCCUCAUGCCGUGGUUCCACGGGAAGAUCACGCGGGAGCAGGCGGAGAGGCUGCUGUACCCCCCCGAGACGGGGCUGUUCCUGGUGCGGGAGAGCACCAACUACCCCGGGGACUACACGCUGUGCGUCAGCUGCGAGGGCAAGGUGGAGCACUACCGCAUCAUCUACUCCUCCAGCAAGCUCAGCAUCGACGAGGAGGUCUACUUUGAGAACCUCAUGCAGCUGGUGGAGCAUUACACCACGGACGCAGACGGGCUCUGCACCCGCCUCAUCAAACCCAAGCUGAUGGAGGGCACGGUGGCAGCACAGGACGAGUUCUCCCGCAGCGGCUGGGCCCUCAACAUGAAGGACCUCAAGUUGCUACAGAUCAUUGGCAAAGGGGAAUUCGGAGACGUGAUGCUGGGGGAUUACCGGGGGAACAAAGUCGCCGUGAAGUGCAUUAAAAACGACGCCACAGCGCAGGCCUUCCUGGCAGAGGCGUCCGUCAUGACGCAGCUCCGACACAGCAACCUGGUGCAGCUGCUGGGGGUGAUUGUGGAGGAGAAGAGUGGCCUUUACAUCGUCACCGAGUACAUGGCCAAGGGCAGCCUAGUAGAUUACCUGCGAUCACGCGGGCGGUCGGUGCUCGGGGCAGACUGUCUGCUCAAGUUCUCCCUAGAUGUCUGUGAAGCCAUGGAGUACCUGGAAGCCAACAACUUCGUGCACCGGGACCUGGCGGCCAGGAACGUGCUGGUCUCGGAGGACAACAUCGCCAAGGUCAGCGACUUCGGGCUCACCAAGGAAGCCUCCUCCACACAGGACACAGGCAAGCUGCCUGUCAAGUGGACAGCACCAGAAGCACUUAGAGAAAAGAAAUUCUCCACCAAGUCGGACGUGUGGAGCUUCGGGAUCCUCCUCUGGGAAAUCUACUCCUUCGGGCGAGUGCCUUAUCCGAGAAUUCCCCUGAAGGACGUGGUGCCCCGCGUGGAGAAGGGCUACAAGAUGGAUGCUCCGGACGGGUGUCCGGCCGUCGUCUACGAGGUGAUGAAGAAGUGCUGGACGCUGGACCCCGGCCACCGGCCGUCCUUCCACCAGCUCCGUGAACAGCUAGUGCAUAUCAAAGAGAAGGAGCUCUACCUGUGAGGGGGGGCUCUGCCGCCCCACAGCCGCAGGGGACCCACGCUGGGGGUGACGGGGGUGCUCAGCCCCCCUGCCCCACCACGGCACCAGGAGGGAGCCCCGGGGGCGCUCAGCCCCCCUCCAAUUCCCCCCGGUUGCUUCCAAACUUCCAAAUCUGUCAGUUUUUAUUUUUAUUUUCCAGGUUUGGGUUUUUUGUUUUCAUUUUUUUGUCUCCCACGCUGUUUGUUUUUUUAUUUUAAUUUUUGUGCGGUAUUUUUUGUUAUUUUCUCGGUUUUGGGGGGAGCGUUUAUUGUUUUGGGUUUCUUUUGGUUAUUUUUUUUUUUUGUCGUUGUUUUUUUAUUAUUUCGAGCAAGGGCCCAGCUGAGCGUUGGGCAUUUUACUAAAGUACGAAUCUUAUUUUUUAAUGUAAUUAAAAGAAGAAAAAAAAAAAGGAAAAAAAAAAAAAGAAAGACAGAGAGAAGAAGGUUGUUCAAAGGAGAAUAAUAAUAAAUAAACCAAUGAAACGGACACAUGAAAAGGAAACCCCCAGCGACAGAAGUGAUGGUUGAGGGGGAGACGCUGGACUCGCCGCCCGGUCGGGAGAGCGCGGCCGCGUCCCCGCCUGACGCUUUUUCUUUUUUUGGGUUGUUUUGCUUUAAACUCGUUGCAAUGUUUGCAUGCUGUCUCCAGAGGCCUUUUUUUCCAGUCCUGUCCAGUGCUUUAUUCUCAUGUAAUGCUACCGACUGUGAGAUUAAAAACUGUAAUAAAAAAACCAUUCCAUACGGACGCGGCA